This is a messenger RNA of Metopolophium dirhodum (rose-grain aphid), 705 nucleotides long. RefSeq lists its product as uncharacterized. The transcript has a single exon. Bases 1 to 705 code for a protein of 234 amino acids. The record is from RefSeq and is a predicted model, not a curated record. Gene Ontology annotation, molecular function: protein dimerization activity. NCBI's taxonomy places the organism in Eukaryota, Metazoa, Arthropoda, Insecta, Hemiptera, Aphididae.
AUGUCUGGUGAAAACCAAAACGAUGAAAGACUUAGUUCAGCAAAAGAGCGUUACAUUAGUGAAGUAUACAAUGUCACACUAGACAUUGCUAUCAAUAAGAUUGAAGACCGAUACUGCAAUUCAGAAAAUAUUUUUAAUGAUAUAUUUUUUUUUUCUCCUGAACAUUUGCAAAACCAAACCACAGCUAUACCUAAUUCAUUUGACUACAUCUGUAAUUGGUUAUCAGCAUUUAAAAUUGAUAAAGAAAAUUUAACUACCGAAUACCGUUUAUUUGCUUCAAAUUUUAACAAUUUAAUGAAAGAUAGCCCUGAAAAUAUCGAUGAAAAAUGUGCAUUAUCUGUAAUUUCUUAUGAAAGCAGUGAAAAUGACUCAGAAACUUCAGGUGAAGACAACUUUGGAGACUUGCUGCAAGUAUCAAAUAUAUUGCAAAACUUAAGUAAAAUGGGCAUGGCAUCAGCAUUUCCUAAUUUAAGUAUGGCUUACAAAGCGAUUUGUACAUUGCCUCCAACAUCCGCUAGUGCUGAACGUUGUUUUUCUAAAUUAAAAUUAAUAAAAACUAACUUACGUUCAACUAUGAGUGAGGCGAGACUAGAUCAUCUCAUGGUAAUAUCGUGCAACCCAGACAUUGAUAUAAAUAUGGACGAUGCACUUGAUAAGUUUGGAUCAAGAUCUAAUCUACUGAGGUCAAAUCUAUUGUACCAAUAA